CUGAGAUCUGUCAGUGUAACCUUCCGCCUGCGGUAGAUGUGCUGAGGCUGGAGUAGCCACCAUUUUGCAUGUCUAGUGUGUUCCUCCUUCCAUUGCUAAUAGAGACGAUUUCUGGUAUUAUCUGGCAUCAUUCCGGCUUAGAAUGCCAGCUCCGAUCAGACUGCGGGAGCUGAUCCGGACUAUCCGGACAGCACGAACCCAAGCAGAGGAGCGAGAGAUGAUCCAGAAAGAGUGUGCUGCUAUCCGCUCAUCUUUCAGAGAGGAAGAUAAUACCUAUCGUUGCAGAAAUGUGGCAAAGCUACUGUAUAUGCACAUGUUGGGCUACCCAGCCCAUUUUGGUCAACUGGAGUGCCUGAAGCUUAUUGCAUCCCAGAAGUUCACAGACAAACGAAUAGGUUAUUUAGGUGCUAUGCUGCUGUUGGAUGAGAGGCAGGAUGUUCAUCUACUAAUGACGAAUUGCAUUAAAAAUGACCUAAACCACAGUACACAGUAUGUCCAGGGUCUGGCCUUGUGCACUUUGGGUUGCAUGGGUUCAUCGGAGAUGUGUCGGGACUUGGCUGGUGAAGUGGAGAAGCUGCUAAAAACGUCCAACUCGUACUUGAGAAAAAAGGCGGCCUUGUGUGCGGUUCAUGUUAUAAGAAAAGUUCCAGAACUUAUGGAAAUGUUCCUUCCAGCCACAAAAAACCUGCUCAGCGAGAAGAACCAUGGUGUUCUCCAUACAUCAGUUGUUCUCCUCACUGAGAUGUGUGAGAGAAGCCCAGAUAUGCUGGCCCACUUCAGAAAGCUGGUUCCACAGUUGGUGAGGAUCCUGAAGAACCUAAUCAUGUCCGGGUACUCUCCUGAGCAUGAUGUGUCAGGCAUUAGCGACCCUUUCCUUCAGGUGCGGAUAUUAAGACUUCUACGAAUUCUGGGUAAAAGUGAUGACGACUCUAGUGAAGCAAUGAAUGACAUUCUUGCACAGGUUGCAACAAAUACAGAGACAAGUAAAAAUGUUGGCAAUGCAAUCUUGUAUGAGACCGUAUUGACCAUAAUGGACAUAAAGUCUGAAAGUGGACUACGAGUCUUGGCCAUUAACAUUUUAGGUCGCUUCCUUUUAAACAAUGACAAAAAUAUCAGAUAUGUGGCAUUGACAUCUCUACUGAAGACUGUACAGACAGACCAUAAUGCAGUGCAGAGGCAUAGGAGCACUAUUGUGGAUUGUCUGAAAGACCUGGAUGUUUCAAUUAAGAGACGCGCAAUGGAACUAAGCUUUGCUCUAGUGAAUGGCAACAACAUCCGAGGAAUGAUGAAGGAGCUGCUGUACUUUCUGGAUUCCUGUGACCCCGAAUUUAAAGCCGACUGUGCAUCAGGAGUCUUUCUAGCUGCAGAAAAAUACGCGCCAUCCAAACGAUGGCACAUAGACACAAUUAUGAGGGUCCUGACCACAGCAGGGAGCUACGUCCGAGAUGACUCUGUUCCCAAUCUCAUCCAGCUGAUUACUAACAGUGUGGAGAUGCACGCCUACACAGUCCAGAGACUCUAUAAGGCACUGCUGGAUGACAUUUCACAGCAACCUUUAGUGCAGGUGGCGUCAUGGUGCAUAGGUGAAUAUGGGGACCUGCUUGUAUCUGGACAAUGUGAAGAAGAGGAGCCAAUCCAGGUGACAGAGGAUGAAGUUCUGGACGUGCUGGAAGGACUUCUAGUGUCUAAUUUGUCAACUCCUGUAACUCGGGGCUACGCUCUUACUGCCAUCAUGAAGCUGUCUACACGCUUCAGCAGUGUUAACCGAAUCAAAAAGGUUGUUUCAAUAUAUGGAAGCAGCAUUGAUGUGGAACUGCAGCAAAGAGCAGUGGAAUAUAAUGCACUUUUCAAAAAAUAUGACCAUAUGAGGCCGGCUUUAUUAGAACGGAUGCCCAUUAUGGAGAAGACCUCCACAAAUGGCCCAACAGACAUAGUCCAGACCAAUGGAGAGACUGAGUCCUCUGUUGUAGAGUCUAAACAUCCACCCCCAGUCACCCAGCCAGCCAACCAGGCCAAUGAUUUAUUAGAUUUGCUCGGUGGUAAUGAUGUCCCAAUAAUUCAGACAACACUACCCACAAAACCAGCUUCAGCAGGUGGAGAGCUUCUUGAUCUGCUCGGUGAUCUCUCACUAAGCGGUAAUUCAGCGCCUCCUGCUCCCACUGUCCCGGUUUCCCAGCCCCCUUUCCUUUUAGACGGCCUUUCCUCACCGCCCCUUUUUAACGAUAUUGCAGCAGCAGGUAUCCCACCCAUGACGGCAUAUAACAAGAAUGGUUUGAAGAUAGACUUCACAUUUGAGAGAGCUAACCCUAAUCCAAACAUCGCAGUCAUCACCAUUCAUGCUUCCAACUCAACAGAGGCAGAAAUGACAGAUUUUGUUUUUCAAGCUGCAGUACCAAAGACGUUCCAGCUGCAGCUCCUAUCACCCAGUAGUAAUGUUGUCCCAGCACUAAACCAAGGAACGGUAACACAGGUCAUCAGAGUUCUCAAUCCACAGAAGCAACACCUACGAAUGAGGAUCAAGUUAACCUACACCCAUAAAGGCUCACCUGUGCAAGACCUGGCUGAGGUGAACAACUUCCCACCUCAGUCAUGGCAGUGAUUAUUGCCUGUGUGGCUCCUAAAAGCCCCGUUAAGGGAACUUUGAAAACUAUUUUCUUUUCACUUCCCUCCUUCUUCCAACGGAUCCCCCUGUGACACACACAGACAGCUGCCCUCAAGUUGCAUGGGAAGCAGCAAAGAAUCUCAACACAGGAGAAAAAUGUUGAUGUUAUGAAGAUCUUUUAGAGAACAAUUCGGAAAACAUAUCAAUCAAUGUACUACUCUUGUGUGUGUGUGUGUGUUUUGUUUUUUUUUUGUCAUGUAUUUCAUAAUUUAACUUCAUAGAUCAUAUUUGCGCCACUUAGUUUUCAAGAGAAAUAAUCCAAUAUUAUAAAUUUAGUCAAAUGUAUGCUUGAUUAAAUUAAAUUAUCGACACAGUUAGUUAAAUGUUUCUGUUUGCAAUCAGAGCUUGACCUGAAGGCACAUGUCUCUGUGGAGGUCAAACUCCCACAUGUUACAAAUUUCAGGUUUAAGCCUUUUAGUAAUUUGUGAUUAUAUUAAUUUUAUAUUAUGAAUAGGUGACAAAAAAUAACAACUUUUGUCACAUGAUGGUUACAAAUGGAAUUCAUCUGGUUGUUCUUUUUAUCUUCAGGGGUCUAUAAUAAAUUAAAAUAUGUGAACUUUCUGCAUCAAACCUAUCCAAACCUGGGUCCUUACAUUCUAGCUUACAGUUUAGAUCUUGCAUAUAGAUUGCUAAUAGUCCAACUUUCUUUAACUUGGUCACCAUGCACAUACAUGGUAGUUUUGAAUGUAGUUACCAUGCACUGAAUGCUUUUCUUCUGUUUCUUCUAUUAAUCUUUUUCAUAACUGUCUCCUCUCUUGGGGGCCCUCACCCUUUUGGCACUACUAUGAUUUAUGUUUGUCUUUAGUCGAUUGACUUAAUUAUUUAUGCCUGAUAUCAAAGUGAUGUGCCUUUCUGACUUGGGUGGAAACUCUUGAGUUCUUUUCAGAGCUUUGUUUGUAUGUCUUCUUAAAUGCUGUUGGAAUCUGAGGUCGUUGUGCAGCUUCAAAUGUGAUCAUACUUUUUUUCCUUUUUUUUUUUUUUUUUUGGGUGAUGCGCUAACGACUGUCAUAUGAAAUUUUCUGGAGGCCAAAAAAUAUUGUUCAUUAGUCCCAAUUUAUGUUCUUCACAUAUUCUAAAACCUGGAGAAUUCAAACUGUCAAACGAAAUCUUGAUUUCUGGCAGCUAAAGUAAUAAUCAGUAGUGAGAUGCCUACUGGUACUGUGGUACUGGGUGUGGUGAUAGUGCAUUACAAAGAGACUUCAAAUUCUAAUCGUAUCUAUGCUGUCCGGGACAGUAUUCUUAGUACCUCUCAAUGUUCUUGUGUUUUGGCAUUGGAAUGAGCUUUGAAAAUGAAAUGGAAGCAUUUGCAUGAAAGGGUGAGUGAUAUUGUACCCAUCACUUAUCAGCACCAUAAUGGUGAGUGGGAAUCAACAGAUGUUUAAUUGUGAGGUAGUUUUCACUAUGCUUCACUGUCUAACUUAACUUGUGACCAAAUUGGUAAGACUUUUAGCUUUGGACAUAUUUGAGCUGUUUAUGUAUAUGGAGAAAAUUAACAUUAUGUUGCUGAAAAAUACUUUGGCGUGUUAUGUACAUACGGAGAGCUUUUACAGUGAUCUCUUGUAUGAUCUAAAUUUUGGUCUCUUGUACUAUCUUUCAUCAUUUUUUUUAGAUCAUUUUUAACUUUUCAUUUUCUAAAUAAUCCAAUUAUUCACCUUGUAUAUUACUAAUUACAUCUAGUCAGCACUGGUCUCCAAAGACCUCUGUGUAUCAUCACUUACUUAUUGUAAAAUAUAUGAUCUGCCUGUAUAUUGUAUAUAGUUACAAACAAAAGCUGAUCAAAUUAAUAAAACACAAAAGAUUUAGACAAGAAA
Messenger RNA from Boleophthalmus pectinirostris (great blue-spotted mudskipper), 4473 nucleotides. It is a transcript of the gene ap1g1, whose product is annotated as adaptor related protein complex 1 subunit gamma 1. NCBI's taxonomy places the organism in Eukaryota, Metazoa, Chordata, Actinopteri, Gobiiformes, Gobiidae. The record is from RefSeq and is a predicted model, not a curated record. Bases 143 to 2599 code for a protein of 818 amino acids. Gene Ontology annotation, molecular function: clathrin-cargo adaptor activity. The transcript has 23 exons. Gene Ontology annotation, biological process: Golgi to vacuole transport; receptor-mediated endocytosis; intracellular protein transport. Gene Ontology annotation, cellular component: membrane coat; AP-1 adaptor complex; Golgi apparatus.